CAACCCUGCUCGAAAAAAACAAAUUAUUGCAAACAAUCUGAAUUAUCAGAGAAAACUUAUAUAUAAGCUGAAAUGGACGACAGCGUAAUACUGCUAGACGAUUCACAGAACAGUGUGGAGAUAGUGGAGGACGACGUGGAGGAUGGGGAGCUGGAGGAUGAGGUGGAAUUCGUGCCGACCGAGGAAGUGUCCCAAAAGCAGGUCGAACCUGCCGCCAAAAGUGAGGAAAAUAAAACCAAUAAUUCCGGUCAGGAGGCCUCAGGAGUACAAGAAGAUACCCUAAUUUUUGAAGUGAGAUUCGGCAGCGAGAAACACUUCGCCAGUAUGCGAAAACAAAUGCUUCAGGUCUUGCAAAACACUUUUGCGGAUAAGCAAAUGGUCUUCCAGGAGAAUCCAGAAAAACUAGUGAUAGCCGCUUUUGAGAAUAGCCAUGUAUCCGCUGAGGAGCAGGAAGAGGAGGACACCGAAGAGCUCUUUCUGAUCGACACUAAGCCAGCGGUUAAGCUUAAUGCCUCCCUAGUUCCCUCCUACAAACGCUGCAAUUCCGAUGUGCUGGACGAGCAGACCGAGGCGCGGAAGAAACUCAAGGCGGAGGAGGUCAACAAGUGCUUUCGGCCCAAAAACCAAUCCUCCUGCUUUAAUUGCGGCGAAACGGAUCACUCACUGCGCGAGUGCCCCAAACCCAGGAACAAUGCCCGGAUAAUGCGGGCCCGCAAAAAGAACAGCCACCGCAUGGAGCGGUAUCACGUGGACACAGAGCAGCGUUUUGGUCACAUACGACCUGGAAAGAUAAGCACCAAGACACGCCAUGCCAUGGGCUUCAGUCGCGGCCAGUUGCCAUUCAUGUUCUACCGCAUGAGAGUGCUGGGUUAUCCACCCGCUUGGCUGGAGGAGGCCAAGGUCCAGAGCUCGGGCAUAGCUUUAUUUAACGCAGAUGGCUCCGAGGUCAUCAAAUCGGACGACGAAGACGGAGAGUCAGACACCUUCAAGUACGACAUCAACAAAAUAGUCGAGUAUCCUGGCUUCAAUGUCCAGCCCACUGGCAAGUUCUUCGAUGAUUUCAAGCACCACAAUGUGCCUCCCUUCCAAGAGGGCCACUCAAAGGCGAACUUUAUCAAAUCGCUAGGAGAAAACGUGAUCAAUGGCUAUAAGCGCAAGAAGCUACUGGAUUUGCCUGCCCCACACGACCAAGUUCCCGUUGCCAGCGAGGAGCAGACCAGCUUUGACGACUACGACAUGGAGUUGGUAGACGAAUCAGAGGAUCCACCACUGCCAGAAAUAGCGCCUCCGCCGCCACCACCUCCGCCAAGAGACCAGAAGCGCUCCACACGCUCGCCAUCUCCAAGUCUGGAUGAUUUAAAAGCCCAGCAAGAGAAGCUGCUGCAGCAAUUAGACUGUAAUACGUCGCUGGACACGUCGGCGAAUGAAUCGAAAUCGCAGACUGACCUGGAUGACACCUCUGAGAUUUCGGAACCUGCUGUUAACUCCAAACACAUUGAGCGGUCGCAAUCGGCUCCCUCGACUCCCUUCAAGGCUUCCUACGAGGGAACACCGCUGCUGAAAUUCUCCGUCUACGAUCGCCUGCCCGUGGGCGAGAACUUCAAGGUGGGCGUCAGCGAUGUCAUCAACUUUGAGAACCUGCCCGACUCCACGGGAAAGUACGAACAAAUGAAGGGUCUGCUUAAGAACGUGCGCGAAAAGAUGGUAAAGCUGCAGAAUGAGAACUGACGAGCCCCAAGACAAAUGCAAACAAUCCACAUCAACUCCUGCCCGCCAAAUGUACAUUUUAAACAUUAAAGCCUCUUGUACAAAACAAAUAGAAAA
Molecule: messenger RNA, 1824 nt
Organism: Drosophila subpulchrella
Lineage: Eukaryota; Metazoa; Arthropoda; Insecta; Diptera; Drosophilidae
Product: zinc finger CCHC domain-containing protein 8 homolog
Exons: 4
Coding region: 73-1728 (551 amino acids)
Cellular component (GO): catalytic step 2 spliceosome
Molecular function (GO): RNA binding; zinc ion binding
Source: RefSeq, a predicted model, not a curated record